Messenger RNA from Chlamydomonas reinhardtii, 2085 nucleotides. RefSeq lists its product as uncharacterized. The transcript is spliced from 3 exons. The coding region runs from base 488 to 664 and encodes 58 amino acids. NCBI's taxonomy places the organism in Eukaryota, Viridiplantae, Chlorophyta, Chlorophyceae, Chlamydomonadales, Chlamydomonadaceae. The record is from RefSeq and is a predicted model, not a curated record.
AAAACUCCUAGAACACUGCUAUUCGACGUGCUGCAAGUUUCAAGCGCUGGCGCGCGCGCGAGAAGUUCUCGACCUGUUUUCCCGGCAACCGGAAAAGGCUGGGCACUUGCCCUUGUUCCAUAAAAACAUGAAAGGGCAGCACGAUGACGUCGCUGGGCACUCUCCACAGUCCAUAUUCUUGGGCUUCCAGGAGUUCUCCAUCGGACUGGCCGAGUACGCGCCAAAUCGACAUCGCCCAGAACUCAAGCCAGCUUCGUUGCUUGCUGAGCUGCUUGCAUCAACUUCCAGUGCGCCAGUGGUAACGGAGCGGUGCGGACCGGCCGACUCAUUGUCCCGCGCCGGUGUAUCGUCUGCGCCUCCGGCACCUGACUCAUUCAAGUGCGAGUGCGGGCUGGAAGCGGCCCACGAGUGCUGCGUGCCUGGUGUGCGCGGCUGCGGAUGCGACGCGGGCGGCGCACGGGGCAGGCAGGCGAAGGGCACUCGGCCGAUGGACAUACCCCUGCACACGUACUAUCGGGACCCCCGCCAGGUCCGGGAGCGGCAGCGCCUGUGGGCGGCGCUCGUGAGCUACCGCGUGCAGCAGGAGCGGACCGAGCUCGAGCGGCGACACAUCCAGCUGUCUAAUGCGCAGCAGCAGGAGCUGCAGCAGGAGCAGGAGCGGUAGGAGGCGCGGCAACAGCAGCGCACGAGCAAAACGAUGAGCACGCAUAGGCAAACACACUAGCUGGUAGAACAUUUGCAAAGACAUUGCAGUGGCAUGUGUAACGUGCGUGAGAGCAGUACCGUAGAUUGUGGAUAACUUGGGCAUCGAAAUGGAGAUCUAGCGUGCACGCUACUUGCAUGUACGGUGGCUGAUCAUGUACAAGCGACCAGAGCGACAAUUUGAGUACGGUAGCGGGCGAUGAACUUGAACAGGUCCUGCGCAACAUUGACGCAGUGAAAGGCAUGGCGAGCGUGCAGUGUUGAGGCGUGAGAGGUAUGCAGGGCUGAAGCGGGCGUAGGGUCUGGCCCGUGGUGGAGCUAGCGGUGGCCACACUGUACAAUCCGCAAUAGAACUGAUAGAAGUGCUAUGCUGCGCGAGCCUGGGCGAGCUCGCAGUGCUGUGGCAUGCAUUAGGACUGAUCCAUGGGUCGGGAGUAAUAAUAUACUGAAGUAGUUUUAUAGAAGCACGUGUGCAGAUGGUUCAUUACCAGCAACGCAUUUGCUAGUCUGCUACUUUCAAGGCGGGGACAUGUAUGGCCCCUUGAUGACGGGCGCUCCAUGUGCAAGCACCCAAUCGGAUAGCAGCAGGUUAUGAGUGACAAACGUUGAGGGGCAUGUGUGCGGUGGCAUUCUUUUCACAACUGGUGGUGAUGGCGGCGGCGGCGCCGCCGCAGGGGCUUACGUACGGCGGCGGCGGCUGGUGGAGGGCCUGGGCCCAGCAGUGGCGGCGUGCAUGUGUGUAGCAGCGGGGCAGGCAAGGCCACAUGGACGGAGGGGAGCGCGGCCCCGGCGGCCGGCCAAGAAAUAAAGAAACGGCGCCAGUGCGCGGGUUAGAGUCUUUGCUGAUGAGCUGAGCAUGGUACGGUGUGUGGUAGGGUUUGCUGCUGUUUGGACACUUUGGUUUGUUGCCUGCUGCGCUUGUGCUUGACAGCGGGACGUGCAUGGGCUUAAGGGCUAGCGAAGAGCCUGCAUGAGCCGGCCCGACUUCCGCGGUUUGGGCGGGGGCAGGGGUGGGCAGGGGCAGGGGGUUGGGCAGCAGGGUGGCAGGUUUAGGCAGGACAAACCGACUCCGGCUACAGGAGAAAGAGCAUUGUACAAGUAACGGAUGUGACAAGGAAUGGGGACAACUCCAAGAGAUGAUGUAGUUUCAGAACCUUCGGCCUCAGGCAUUGCACCAAGGUGUCGCGGGUGCAGCACACGUUUCAUUCCCCUCGAAAGGGAGAGCCACCUCUGUUGUUCACCUACCCCUCGAAAGGGAGAGCCACCUCUGUUGUUCACCUACCCCUCGAAAGGGAGAGCCACCUCUGUUGUUCACAAUUCGCUCGUUUUGAUGCACGCGGCGACAGACAAGCGGGUCCCACUCCAGGGUUCGUGCCCCUAACG